AUGUUCAAUAAUUUUAUCUUAAAAAUUAUUAUUAUUUAUUUAAUUAUUUUAUUCUCUAUUUUUAAUCAAAAUAUAAUACUAUCUAAACAUGUAUCAUCAUUAAAUAAUCAAAAUAGUGAAAUAUUUAUGAAUAAUAUUAAACAAUUAUCAUUCAUUCAUUCAAAAGAGGUGAGAAGUUCUGAAAUAACACAUCAUAUUAAAAAUGCUGGAAUUACUUAUACACAUCGAAUAAUUAAUGGUCAAUGUUGGAUAAAAUAUAAUAAUAGUUUAUUAGCUGAAGGAGAAAUAUUAGAACAUAGAAAAAAACUAUAUAAAGUAGAAGAUUGUCUUUUGGAACGUGCCUAUCAUGUAUGUGGACCAAAUAUUCUCGUUGUAUUAAAAUUUGUUUGUCGACUCGCUAAAAAAUAUACAGAAGCAACAUACAAAACAGGAACAAGCUCGCCUUUAACAACAUUUUAUCGUCAUACAAGAUCUGCAAAAAUCCUAACAGAAUCAUGUUGUCGAAAUAUAUGUACAAUACCAGAAUUAACAAGAUAUUGUCCAAGAAAAAGUUAA
Didymodactylos carnosus is the source of this 555-nucleotide messenger RNA. Lineage: Eukaryota; Metazoa; Rotifera; Eurotatoria; Philodinida; Philodinidae. The record is from the annotation of a GenBank genome assembly.